UUUCUCUCCAUAUAUAUACACACAGAUAUGUCAAUAUUCGUAUAGACAAAGUUUUCUAAAUUGAACUAUCUAAACAUACCAAGAAGGAAAAAGAUUCAUAUAUCAACAAAAAGGUGGUGCAAUGGUAAGAAAAAGAUAUAUGUUUCUUAUUGUUUUGAACACAUUCUUGAUCCUUUUUCAUCCAACCCUUUCGGACGAUAAAAUACCAAUCCCUAAAGACCCAAAACAAGUGCAAAAGUGGUUUAAGGAUAACGUAAAACCAUUGAAUGCCCGUAAAGGGACCCUUGAUCCGGAACUCGUGGCUGCAGAAGCCAAGCCACGGGUCAUAAAAGUCAUGAAAAAGGGGGAUGGUGAUUUUACGACGAUAAAAGAAGCUGUAAACAGCAUUCCUCCUAAAAACAAACAAAGGGUUAUUAUAUUUAUCGGGCCAGGGGAAUACCCUGAGAAGAUUAAGUUGGAGAGGGAUAAGAAGUUUGUUACGUUCUUGGGCGAUCCAAAGAAAAUGCCUACGUUGGUAUUUAAUGGAAAUGCGGCAACUUAUACCACCGUUGAAAGCGGAACAUUAACAGUUGAUGGUGAUUAUUUCGUUGCUGCUAAUCUGCAUAUUAAGAAUUCUAGCCCAAGACCUGAUGGUAAAAUGAAAGGAAGUCAAGCGGCAGCAAUGAGGAUUGGAGGGGACAUGGCUACGUUUUACAACGUUAGAUUUUACGGGUUUCAAGAUACCUUCUGUGACGAUCGUGGUAGACAUUUCUUCAAAGAUUGUUAUAUAGAAGGCACUGCUGAUUUCAUCUUUGGUAAUGCAAAAUCUCUCUAUCUGAACACAGAGAUUCAUUGCAUUUCAGGAGAACUACAGUCAUGGAUAACCGCAAAUGCUCGAGAAAUGGCUGAAUCAGAAACCGGGUAUGUCUUCGUGCAUUGCCCGGUCACUGGGGUGGGACAAGGUUGGUUCUUAGGAAGAGCAUGGAAGAGGUUUUCAAAGGUGGUUUUUGCUUACUCGGAUUUGGGCCGUCUUGUUGACCCUAAAGGAUGGAGCUCUAGCAAUCAACCUUCACCUAAAAAGAACCUAUUCUUCGCGGAAUAUAAGAACACAGGGCAAGGUUCUGAUAUGGUUGGGAGAGAAAAAUUUGUGAAGAAACUUACAGAUAAAGAAGCAGAGCCCUAUCUCAGACUUUCUUAUAUUGAGGCUUCCAAAUGGCUUCUUCCACCUCCCAAACUACCUCAACAUUAGUUUGAAGAUUUAGUGUAUACAUC
Messenger RNA from Erigeron canadensis, 1251 nucleotides. RefSeq names its product pectinesterase 2-like. The transcript has 4 exons. The coding region runs from base 122 to 1228 and encodes 368 amino acids. The record is from RefSeq and is a predicted model, not a curated record. Gene Ontology annotation, molecular function: pectinesterase activity. Lineage: Eukaryota; Viridiplantae; Streptophyta; Magnoliopsida; Asterales; Asteraceae. Gene Ontology annotation, biological process: cell wall modification.